Syzygium oleosum is the source of this 745-nucleotide messenger RNA. RefSeq names its product 10 kDa chaperonin 1, chloroplastic-like. The transcript is spliced from 7 exons. NCBI's taxonomy places the organism in Eukaryota, Viridiplantae, Streptophyta, Magnoliopsida, Myrtales, Myrtaceae. Gene Ontology annotation, cellular component: mitochondrial matrix. The record is from RefSeq and is a predicted model, not a curated record. Bases 155 to 565 code for a protein of 136 amino acids. Gene Ontology annotation, molecular function: metal ion binding; protein folding chaperone; ATP binding.
UCAGGAACUCUCUGGAACUCCGGCCCCAAAUGCGGACGAAAGUCUUCUGCUCCAUUCGCUAUCCUCCUCCUCGAACUCGAAGCAGGGUUUUGGGGUUCUGAAAGCAGCCACUGCAACAGAGACGCGCACACCAGCACUGGUCAUCUCCUUAUCCAUGGCGUCCACGUUCGUCACGUUCCCAAGACCCUUCUCCGUCAAACCCACCGCUCCCUCCUUGUCCAACCAGAGGCCCCUCGGUACAAGGCUGCGAAGGAGCUCUUUGAGAAUCAACGCGGUUGCCACGAAAUGGGAACCCACCAAGGUUGUCCCACAAGCUGAUAGAGUCCUGGUUCGCCUUGAGGAGCUCCCUGAGAAAUCUGCUGGUGGAGUUUUGUUGCCUAAAUCUGCUGUCAAAUUUGAGCGUUAUCUGAUGGGCGAGGUUCUUUCUGUUGGCACAGAAGCGGGGGUUGUGGAUUCUGGAAAGAAGGUGCUAUUCUCUGAUGUAAGUGCCUACGAGGUGGAUCUGGGAGGAGAUGCCAGACAUUGCUUUGUCAAAGCGGGUGAUCUAUUGGCAGUGGUUGAAUAGAGAUUUCGCUAAAAGCUAAUGUUGGGCAUUGGACGUGUUUUAUCAAAUUUUUGGCCUCUGUAAGGUGUAAUUAUAGACGCGCCUAUUUAAACAUCUCUUUCGCGGUGAACGGCCAAUAGUUGAUGCAAUUUCUUUAUGCUUUAUGAAAAACGAAUUGAUCUUGAUAUGCUUUUCUGAUCA